Messenger RNA from Cercospora beticola, 1137 nucleotides. RefSeq lists its product as uncharacterized. The record is from RefSeq and is a predicted model, not a curated record. NCBI's taxonomy places the organism in Eukaryota, Fungi, Ascomycota, Dothideomycetes, Mycosphaerellales, Mycosphaerellaceae.
AUGGCGGGGAAGUUGUCGAACAUCAAACAGGCCCUCCCACCGAGGGUCAGUCUUCCAAGGAAGGCAAAGUCGCGGGCUGGAGUCAGCCGUCCUCCGCUUGAUCGUGCCGCGCUGAGGGUCUUCAGCAUUCCCGAGCUCCUCGAGCAAAUUCUCUUAUUCGCUGCCUCCGACGAGGUCCCCCAGGUCCACCAGCUGCAGUCAAGCACUUCUUUGUCCUCGACUCGAGCAACAUCGAUCGCCUGGCGUCUGUUCAGUUUGCAAUGCGUCAACAAAGACUUCCACAGCACUAUCAAUGGCUCAGCAAAACUGAAGCGUCUCAUGCAUCUUCUGCCGUACGCUAACGAGAAGUUGGAGAGGUUGCCACCUGGCACUCGGGAACUCCUUCCUUUCCACAACCCGCUCUUCACCAUUUUGGACAAGCUGAAGAACAAUGGGCCAAUCCGGCUACUACGAUGGCACCAAUGGCAAUUGCAAGGCCGGGUCUGGGACUGGGAGUCCCUUGAUGUACACAAGGACACAGGAGCAAGACUGUUCUUCAUUCGGGUUUGCGGGCAGUACUGGACGGAAGAAUCGAGCUGCUUCGAUCAAACCAUAGCGGACCUGCCCCAAGGCUGGAAGACUCCAGAUGCGAGCUGGAGGAACAUCAAGAUCUGCAAUGCCAAAGACUCUCUUCCACUGAUACUGAGGGUCAGACGCGAAGACCGGCCUUGGGAUCUCAAUUGGGACAUGGGGAGGAUCGAGUUGAGCUGGUAUCUGCGAGGAGAUGAGACUUUGGGCUACGUCUUCGUUCUGUUCCUUCAGUUAUUCCAACACAUCGAUGCCAUCCGAGUGGCGAAGGGAAACAUGCGAACUAAGCUAGAAGAGAUCAAGCAGGAGAAGGCACAAAUGGAGAGAAAGUGGCAACGAGAAUUGGAGCGACCGCGGAAGGUAAGAGGGAAUCGAGGAAUCACUUCGCAGCGGGCCAUCAUGAGCGCCCAGAGGAAGUCGUGGGAGGAGUCCGAGAAGGAGUUGGCCGCAGAGCUGAAGAAGACGACGGGUGAGUGGUGGAAUUGGGUUUGGGCUGUCGAGAAGGAACAGAAUGCAAAGAAGCGGCAGUUGCAUCCUAAGAGUGGGUGGAGACAUGGUUCAGAAGUAUGA